UUCGCCCACGGUGGGCUUGAAAUCGAUACUCGGAGAUCAAGAGUUGCAUGCUCUAGGGACUGAACCAGACACCGCAGUAAACCUAUUCUUGUUUAAAGACCGUAACUUAAUAUUUGAAAAGCAUACAUCUUUACAUAGCACUCUCAGGGCCAUUAAACAGGUCUUAAAACUUCAGACUCUCUACAGCCAAUUACGAGAUAACUUUACGUAUUUCUCAACCACGUCCCACCAACUUCUCUUUUUCGGUCUCAAGCACCUAUGCAGAUUUGACCUGUUCUCUUAAAAAGUUUAAGGAAGCGCAAGGAAAUGCCAAAACAAACGUUUGCUCGUUUCCCCGGCACUACCACGUCCUAAGCACUGGCUUCUGGAGGCCCACAACACAUUCCUUCCCGAAAUGUUUACCCCAAACUUUUAAACCAGAAGCUUUACAAUCUGGGCAUAAAUUCAGUCAAGCUGCCCCUUGCCUAUCUGCAAUCUCAAGUACACGCCACCAGCUCUGUACCACAAGAGUGGAGAGGAGCAGAAGCCGCCCGUGAAGCCGAUGCUCAGUCACCCGCGCCUGGGGAGGGGGACUCGACGACUAGCUAGUGCCAAAUGUGAGCUAACUUUCCACUAACGGAAUCGGAAAAUUCAGUUAUUUCUUGUGACACGGCUUCCAAAAAGAAAUGAACGUUCUUUGAAACAUUCACUGCUACUGACGCUAGUCAGUCAGGUCUGGGAUAAGACCAGUCAACCUACCCACAGGCCAAACAAGGAAGUCUUGCGUUUGCGUGCGGCAGCCUCCGGCGAAGAAGACCGGAAGGAACGCCAGCACCUUCCUUUGCGCAAGCGCAGGCCGACCUCUCCCAUUGGUCAUCUCAGCUCGAAGUUGGCGUGCCCCUGCGCUCCGCUGUCCUGCCGGCUGGGUUGGAUUGACGCGGACGUGUGCUCCAGUGUUUAUCCGCCGACUGCAGCCCACCGGCCCCCGGGCCACAGUUCAUGAUGCUUACGCAGGUUUUUUUGUUUGUCGUUAUUAUUUUUUUUUAACCUUCUGAAAUCGUUUGUUUAAGCCGGUGAUUCAUUCAUGCUCAAGUACCGAAAGUCUCUCUGACUUAUGAAAGAAUAUCGAGCUUCCUGAUUCAGGGCCGGACGCUUACCUAACCUACUGACUUGGGAGCUUCAGAACCAUGGGGACAAAGGAGGCAGGAGAUGCUAGACCAGCGGAGUUGGGCCUUCCCUCAUCAGCCAACCCGAACAAGCAAAUGUCUGAAAAACCAAACUAUGCUCUUAAAUUUACUCUCGUGGGACAUACGGAAGCAGUAUCAUCGGUUAAGUUUAGUCCUAAUGGAGAAUGGCUAGCAAGUUCUUCUGCUGACAAAGUAAUUAUAAUUUGGGGAGCCUAUGAUGGAAAGUAUGAGAAAACACUUCAUGGUCACGAUCUGGAAAUAUCAGAUGUUGCCUGGUCAUCAGACUCCAGUCGUCUUGUUUCUGCCUCAGAUGAUAAGACGCUAAAGAUCUGGGAUGUGAGAUCUGGAAAAUGUUUGAAAACGCUGAAGGGGCAUAGUAAUUAUGUUUUUUGCUGUAAUUUCAAUCCACCAUCCAAUCUCAUCAUUUCAGGAUCUUUUGAUGAGAGUGUGAAAAUAUGGGAGGUGAAAACAGGAAAGUGCCUUAAGACUUUGUCUGCUCAUUCUGACCCAGUUUCUGCUGUUCAUUUUAAUUGUAGUGGGUCUUUGAUUGUGUCAGGUAGCUAUGAUGGUGUCUGUAGAAUUUGGGAUGCUGCAUCAGGUCAGUGUUUAAAAACACUUGUUGAUGAUGAUAACCCUCCUAUCUCUUUUGUAAAAUUUUCUCCAAACGGAAGAUAUCUUCUAAUUGCAACUUUGGACAAUACCCUUAAACUGUGGGAUUAUAGCAGAGGUCGAUGUCUGAAAACAUACACUGGUCAUAAGAAUGAGAAAUACUGCAUAUUUGCCAAUUUUUCAGUUACUGGUGGAAAAUGGAUUGUGUCUGGAUCAGAAGAUAAUCUGGUUUACAUUUGGAACCUUCAGACUAAAGAAAUUGUACAGAAAUUACAAGGUCAUACAGAUGUUGUAAUCUCAGCAGCUUGUCAUCCUACAGAAAACAUCAUUGCAUCAGCAGCAUUAGGAAAUGACAAAACAAUUAAACUGUGGAUGAGUAACUACUAAACCCUUUAGAAAUCAACUAGUAGAGCCAAAUUGGCAAAAAAAAAAAAAAAAGGUAUUUAAAAAGAUGGUUUCUCUUAAUUUUGGUAUGGUUUUGUGUUUCUUUUUAACAUUGUCUUACUCUCUCUGAC
Enhydra lutris kenyoni (northern sea otter) is the source of this 2290-nucleotide messenger RNA. Its product is annotated as WD repeat domain 5B. The transcript has 2 exons. Lineage: Eukaryota; Metazoa; Chordata; Mammalia; Carnivora; Mustelidae. Gene Ontology annotation, cellular component: Set1C/COMPASS complex. Gene Ontology annotation, molecular function: histone binding. The record is from RefSeq and is a predicted model, not a curated record. The coding region runs from base 1167 to 2162 and encodes 331 amino acids.